AUGACGGCCGGUGUCCCCAGGGUGACGAUGGUGACGCCAGCGGUCCUGCGGCUGGACACGGAGGAGCGGGUGGUGCUGGAGGCGCCGCAGUUGACCACCCCCACCGAGGCCACCGUCCUGGUGCAGGACUUUCCCCUCAAGCGCAAAGUGCUCGACCAGAUCCGCGUGCCGCUGAGGCCCGACGAAGGCUCGUUGGCCAACGCCACCAUCAAGGUAUUGGCCAAGUCGCUGCCGCAGGCAGCGGGGAAGAGGUUUGUCUCGGUGACGGUGCAGGUGGCCCAGACGACCCUGGAGAAGGUGCUGCUGGUGUCACUCCAGAGCGGCCACAUCUUCCUGCAGACCGACAAGCCCAUCUACACCCCUGGCUCUGUGGUGCUCUGCCGCUUCUUCGCCGUGGGCCACCUCAUGGAGCCAAUAUCCAAGACGGUGAUCGUGGAGGUCAAGACUCCUGACAACGUCAUCAUCAGACAAGUGCCCGUGUCCUCGCCAAUGAAGACCGGCAUCUUCUCCCUCAAUCACAACCUGCCUGAGGUUGUCAGCCUGGGGACAUGGACAAUAACAGCCAAAUUUGAAGACUCACCAGAAAAGGCCUUCAGCACCCAAUUCGAAGUCAAGGAGUAUGUGCUGCCAAGCUUUGAGGUGAUCCUGGAGCCCGAGGAGAAGUUCCUCUACAUCGACCGGAAUGAGAAUUUCCGAGUGUCCAUCACGGCCAGGUACCUGUACGGGAAGCGCGUGCACGGGUCAGCCUUCGUCCUCUUUGGCGUCAUGGUGGACGACGAGAAGAAGAGCAUCCCCCAGUCCCUGCAGCGCGUCCAG
Messenger RNA from Leptosomus discolor (cuckoo roller), 816 nucleotides. The record is from RefSeq and is a predicted model, not a curated record. Lineage: Eukaryota; Metazoa; Chordata; Aves; Leptosomiformes; Leptosomidae.